ACUGCUUAAAAUAGCCAACUGGGUAUCUUUGCUCAGUCUGCUGGAACUUUCCUCUCAGAAGCCAGGACCAAAUGAUCUGUCACGAAGAGUAAUGAGAGUGUCCAAUGGCGUUCAGAUCCUCUUCCUCCAGCUCACCUGUCUUGACUGUGUUUGAGCUUGAGCAGCUCCUCUACAAGGGGAAGUGCACCUGUAACCAUGCAGAUGAAGUGUGGCCCAACCUGUAUCUUGGUGAUCAGCAAAUGGCAGACAAUCGUAGUGGCCUGUCAAGACUCGGCAUCACUCACAUCCUGAACUGUGCGCACAGCAAGUGGCGUGGCGGUGCAGAUUAUUACAAGGGUAUGGGCAUCACCUAUGAAGGCAUCGAGGCACAUGACUCGCCCACCUAUGACAUGAGUGUCAACUUCAACCUUGCAGCUGACUUCAUACAUAAGGCACUCAGCAGUGGAGGGAAGAUCCUGGUGCACUGCGCAGUUGGAGUGAGCCGGUCUGCUACCCUGGUGUUGGCCUAUCUCAUGCUCCGGCAGCACAUGACUCUGGUGGAUGCCAUAAAUACAGUGAAGGAACGGCGCGGCAUCAUACCAAACCGUGGCUUUCUGCGGCAGCUGAGCAACCUGGACCGCACACUUCAUGGCAGACAUAGGAUCUAGAGCAAACUGGGAAGUCCCACUACCCUCCACUUUAUUUUAAUUUUAUGAUUUUGUUUUGCUCUUAAACAGCUUCCAAGUAUGCAGUAAAGUG
Scleropages formosus (Asian bonytongue) is the source of this 738-nucleotide messenger RNA. RefSeq names its product dual specificity phosphatase 26. The transcript is spliced from 4 exons. NCBI's taxonomy places the organism in Eukaryota, Metazoa, Chordata, Actinopteri, Osteoglossiformes, Osteoglossidae. Bases 105 to 647 code for a protein of 180 amino acids. The record is from RefSeq and is a predicted model, not a curated record. Gene Ontology annotation, molecular function: protein tyrosine/serine/threonine phosphatase activity; MAP kinase phosphatase activity. Gene Ontology annotation, cellular component: cytoplasm. Gene Ontology annotation, biological process: negative regulation of MAPK cascade; protein dephosphorylation.